This is a messenger RNA of Megalops cyprinoides (Indo-Pacific tarpon), 995 nucleotides long. It is a transcript of the gene b9d2, whose product is annotated as B9 domain containing 2. Bases 84 to 611 code for a protein of 175 amino acids. Gene Ontology annotation, cellular component: MKS complex. Lineage: Eukaryota; Metazoa; Chordata; Actinopteri; Elopiformes; Megalopidae. Gene Ontology annotation, biological process: cilium assembly. The record is from RefSeq and is a predicted model, not a curated record. The transcript has 4 exons.
GGCGACGGCAAGGAAGCGUAAACAACGGAUUGAUUUUUGUCAAUGAAUUACAAUUCUAAGUUCGACACGUUGGAAGCUCGAGAAUGGCCGAGCUACAUAUAAUUGGUCAGAUCGUGGGGGCUAGCGGAUUUCCUCAGAGUACUCUCUUCUGCAAGUGGGGCAUUCACUCAGGUGGGGCGUGGAGGUUGCUGUCUGGGUUGAGAGAGGGGCAGACUCAGGUGGACUCUCCCCAGAAUGGGGAGAUGGCUUUCUGGAGUCACCCCAUAGACGUGCACUACACCACUAAAGGACUGCAAGGCUGGCCCAAGCUGCACCUGCAGGUUUGGCACCAGGACUCGUUUGGGCGCUGCCAGCUCUUCGGCUACGGCUACUGCCAUGUGCCCUCCAGCCCCGGGCACCACCGGCUGCACUGCGUCACCUGGAAGCCCCUGGGCUCCUGGCAGGAGCAGCUGGCCCAGAGCUUUGUGGGCGGAGGGCCCCAGCUACGCUCCCCGGACCUCAUCUACAGCGGGGCAGACCGCUACAGGCUGCACACCGUCGCCAUGGGGACCGUGGAGCUGGAACUGGGCAUCAUACUGCGGCACUUCGACAAAUAUGGAGUGGAGACCUGAGGGGGGGGACGACCUGGGCAGAUGAAGAGGACAUUGCACAAGGGGACAGAAGUGUAGGGGGAAAAAAGAGGAAAAAGGGGUUUAACUGGAUGGAAAACAACAGAGAGGAGCAUUGUGGGUAGAGGAGAACCUGGGUGAAGUUGUGACACUGUGGAGACCUGUGGAGAAGACCUGGUGUGGGUCUCUGGCUAAAACUCACUUUGAUGCUCUACUGGGACUUCUCUUACCCAGUGACUGUGCCAUUAUCCAUCAGUCAGCUUGCAGGCACACAAAGAAAUACCCCUCCAAUGAGGUGGACAGGAAAAUGCUCUUCACAAGCAUGCCCUUCAAUUUGUCACCACAAGGGGGCAGAGUAAGCCUUCAUGAUAAUAUUCACAACACACU